This is a messenger RNA of Lachancea mirantina, 3147 nucleotides long. Lineage: Eukaryota; Fungi; Ascomycota; Saccharomycetes; Saccharomycetales; Saccharomycetaceae. The record is from the annotation of a GenBank genome assembly.
AUGGCAGUUGGUAUAUCGAGCCCUACGCUUAUCGAUAACAAGAAUGAUGACAAAAGUCUUAUUAGUGGAAAAGUUGAUGGUCGACGAUCUGCAGGUGUUCAAAAAUCGGAAUUGAUCAAGCAAAUAAUUUCGAAACGAGGUGUAUUCGAAGGCAUUUUGGAAUGGUGCAGCGAUAUUUCGUUGAACGAUUGGCGUGCACAUUUAUUGCAAAUUAACAACCAAGGUAAAUUGUGCCAAGCGCCAAGUACUCGUGACGUACAAGACAUGCAAGAAACCUUACAAACUACGAUGAAUAAUAGUGGGACGAUUUUGAAACAUUUACAAGGUUGUGAGUUGCAAUUGAUGGCAGACGAAGGGGGUGGGUCAUCCACCUUGAGAGUUUCGACGAAACAAGCGACAAUUUAUCUACGAUCCAAAGAUAGAUCGAUCUUCAUAAGUCUUUUGGCAAGUUUGAUAUUUUGGCAAAGUCUGAAACCAGCAGGCAUCUUUAAUAAGAUUUGUGUCUUUCAAACCAUUUUCCCGAGUCAAGAAAAGCCAAUUGACAUGCUGGUAUGUCAACUGAACGUGUAUGGUCCAAUUCCACGUAACCGAAAUGUGAAUAUACUAGAUUUGAAACAGGAACCACCGCAUGACGUAAAGCUCGACGAAAAGACUACAGAGGGUUGGUUUUCUGCAAUGGGCACCUUAAAAUCCAAUGGACGUUUGGAUCUUAUUUCCCAAAUCGAUGGUUCGCUGCUUUAUUCGCUGGCGAUGCCGCAGUUAUUGAGAUCCGAGAUACAAAUCGUCAACUCAUCCAUUUUCAAAAACGAAAACACACUAUACGUAGGUUUCAUUCCAGAACUGCGAAGACGCCUCAAAGUGUCUCGCAAAACGUCUCUUAUUAGGAGCAGUGCGGGCGAGAGCUGCGACCGGAUAUAUUUACAGUUUCCAUUAAGAAUUGAUUUGGAAGAUUGGCUCGUUGCAUUGCAAUCAUUUUCUCGAGCUGAAAUGGCUUCUUUGUUCGGAUCGGAUAAAUCAAAUGAGCUCAGAAUUUCUAACCGCUUUAAAUUGUCAAUUUUAGAAGCAGAUUUCGGUGGCAUUAAUCUUUUUGAAGAACAGGGCCGUGGUCGUCCAGACAACAGUGCUCUUUACGUGAAAGUAUUGAUUUGGGGGAUUACUUGGGCGAAAACGUCACUUGUCUCCGGAACUAACACCCCAUUCUGGCGGGAAGAGUUUGACUUCAAUUUUUCAGUAGGAGUUCCUGAUUUGUGCAUUAGAGUAAUGCAAAAAGUACCCUCUUCAAAGACCACUCAGAUUCUGGGAGAAAUUCACGUCACACAAGGUAUGUUGAACGAUAUGUCUCUCGGUGCCGAAACAAGGUUCCCAGUUUUUCAUUUCGAACACGAGAACUUUCAACUCGGAACUAUUUGUAUCAAAGCCACAUCAAGUUUAAAUACCGUUUUGCCAUCUAUCAAUUUUUCCAAGUUUGAAACCAUGUUGCUAAGCGCAGAUCUAUCCAAAGUUCGAGAAUAUGUUUACGAUAGGUCUCUUUCCGAAUAUUUGAAGCUCGAGGAUCUCUCUGUGGUAUUACUGGACAUCUUUCAAGCUAUCGGAAGAAUCGAUGAAUGGCUUCAGGCGUUGAGUGCGAAAGAAAUAGCCGAAGCUGAUGGUUCCAUCCUAAGAAACAACAAUAAGAAACUUCCUUCCACACACAUUUUCAAUUCACUGUUUAGAGGUAACUCGAUUCUCACGAAAUCCAUCGAGAAGUAUUUUUACAGAGUUGGAAGCGAAUACUUGGAACGAACGCUAGGUGGCAUUCUUCGUCGCAUUGUGGAUGAAGACGUGUUUUAUGAACUGGAUCCUUCUCGGAUCGAGGAAACCGAUGAAUUUGUCAAGGUGCAGAUCAUAAAAUCUAACGCUACAGAGUUGAUGGCGCUUGCUGAAAAAAUCUGGAAAUCCAUCUGUUCAACUAGCAACGAUCUUCCUCCUGAAAUCAAACUUCAUCUAAAGAUCAUCAGAAAGAAUCUCGAAAUAAUUUGCCAUACGACAGAUGUUAGAAGCACACUCAAUUGUAUAUCUGGCUUCCUCUUUUUACGCUUUUUUUGCCCAGUGAUUCUCAACCCAAAGCUGUUUGAUUUGGUCGAAGACCACCCUAACGCUCGUCCCAGAAGAACGUUGAUCUUACUCAGCAAAAUGUUGCUAAACCUAUCGACCAUUACAUUCUUUGGCAAAAAGGAACCCUACAUGGAAGACAUGAACGAUUUCAUAAGAAAACAUGAAGCGGAGUUCUUGGACUACAUUGACAAAGUUACGGAAAAAAAGCUUGACUUCACUCCAAAGCUGCUCAAACUCAGUAGCACAGUCAGCAGGCCAGAGUUACUCAUGAAUAAAAAAAUACUGAAAGAGCUCCCAACAAACCCUUUUCUCAUUGAUAAAUACUUACGCGAAACUGAGCUCAUAAGCGUACUUGCACACUCUAGGAUGAGAAAGGACGACAUACUGGCGUCUAAAAAACAAUUGUCGAUCAUUCCAGUUUGUAAUACGUCUCAAGGACAAUACAGUCCUCAGCUAAAAGUCAACAUUGGUGAACUGGAAUUUGAAAAAAUGACAGAAAACAAUGCGGAGAUAUUUGGAGAUGAUCUCAUGAAGUAUCUCGGGACCCCCGAUAAUUUGGAAAGCGAGCUUAAUAUGGAAACCCAGACAAAAUACGAAAGUCAUAUGGAGCAAAUUGAGCAGGAAUCGUGCUUGCUCUAUAAUAAACUGGAGCACCUAACCAAUGUCUUAUCUGGCUAUGAAUUUCCUAACGAUAUUAUUCUCGGUAAAGCUGAGUUUGCUACUUAUCUUGUCGAAAGCUUGUAUUUGGAUGAGAAAAAAAAUAUUAUCAAUGACAUCAAUGGCACGAUGGCCAAGGAAGGGGGACUCAAAAAGUUCUUCUCCGAUACAGCCAACAAUCUUCCCUUGAUUUCUUCUCCAAGAACCACCAAUCAAGGCUUUAGUCAGUCAGAUGUGAUACACGAGACUCGCGCGACUGCAUUCACAGAGGUGAGAAAGUCAGAGGGCUCUAAGAAUGGAAGGUUUACAUCUUUUGUCAAAAGAGCAGGAACUGUCUCUUCGAACUCUGAUAAAGGCUCUUCAAAACUUUUGCGAAUCUUCAGGAAACGCGCCUGA